UUGUGCUUUCUUGAUUGCAUUUGUUAUCCAUUCCACGCAAUGGCUUAAUUCUACGUAUUAGAAUAAUAAUGGCAUAAAACAAAGACAUAUCAUUACAUAUAAGCUCUAAUUUUGAAGGGAUGGAGCUAUGGCUUUCAUUUUUGAAGGGCAAUCUCAGAUAGACUUUUUUUUAAUGAAAGAAUGAGUACCUUGUACUAGAUGAAAUAAUGAAUUGCUUAGAGCAAAGGAAGCACUAUACACUCAUUGACUUGGAAUUAAACAAGAGUUCUCCUACAGAACGUACCAAUACUCUCAAACGGUCAUUUUCAUUUCAAAUAGUCUAUAAAACUCAUUUGUAUCCAAACAAUCAUGCAAACAUGGUUCUUUUUGCUGUGAUUUAAAAAAAUGUGGCGUUUGAAAAAAAAGCCUUCGGACUGUGAAUUCUGUGAAAAAGAUUUUUUUUUUAUCUUUAAAAGCGAGAACAGCGCUUAUUGUAUGAACCCUCCCUUUCUUUUUUCACCUGGACUUAUUUGGCCUUCUAACCAUUUAACUCUUUCUGCA
This is a messenger RNA of Gilbertella persicaria, 540 nucleotides long. RefSeq lists its product as uncharacterized. The record is from RefSeq and is a predicted model, not a curated record. Bases 207 to 380 code for a protein of 57 amino acids. The transcript has a single exon. NCBI's taxonomy places the organism in Eukaryota, Fungi, Mucoromycota, Mucoromycetes, Mucorales, Choanephoraceae.